Daldinia loculata is the source of this 1366-nucleotide messenger RNA. Its product is annotated as P-loop containing nucleoside triphosphate hydrolase protein. Gene Ontology annotation, molecular function: ATP binding; ATP hydrolysis activity. The transcript has a single exon. The record is from RefSeq and is a predicted model, not a curated record. Bases 330 to 1178 code for a protein of 282 amino acids. Lineage: Eukaryota; Fungi; Ascomycota; Sordariomycetes; Xylariales; Hypoxylaceae.
CGCGCCCUAUGGUGAACUACCUAUAUUUAGUCCUAAUAUUUGGACGGAACUACAUGCUUCCUGCGUACUCCGACGGAAAACACCGUGUUGAAUUAUAGCUGAACGCACUGUAUCUAGAUCUUAUUGCAACAUCGUCAAUCGACUCCACAAUUACAGCACCUAAAAAGAAUAGUCAUAAGGCCGUCAACAUCCUCCUCGACUACUCCCAAUACAUAUCGUCACUUAGCGGCUAAUAUCAUAUCUUAUUCACUUCAUAAAUAUAAAUAUCUGUACCCAAGUAGAAUAAGUAGCCCAAAGAAGAAACUACUUGUCAGCCCCAUCCCAUCAACAUGGCGCCCACUCAACCACCGGACAUCUCCGUCAAGGAUCUGACAUACACCUUCCCCGACUACAGGACAGGCAUCCGGGGCAUAUCGCUGAACGUCCCACCGCGCAGCCGCACCCUUCUCAUCGGCGCCAACGGCGCGGGUAAAACGACGUUGCUGCGCUUACUAGCGGGCAAGCGUCUCGCGCCCGGCGGCACCAUCAGCGUGUCGGGAGUCGACCCCUUCAAAGACGGGCUGGAAGGAGUGACGUACCUCGGCCUAGAAUGGGUGCUUAACCCCAUCGUGCGCACCGACAUCGGGGUCGCCGAGCUCCUGCGCUCCGUCGGCGGCGACGCGUACCCCGAGCGGCGGGACGAGCUGAUCGGCGUGCUGGACAUCGACAUCGCGUGGCGGAUGCACGCGGUCAGCGACGGCGAGCGGCGCCGCGUGCAACUAGCCAUGGGCCUCGUGCGUCCGUGGACCGUGCUGCUGCUCGACGAGAUCACGGUGGACUUGGACGUGCUGAGCCGGGCCGAGUUCCUCGGGUGGCUGAAGCACGAGACCGAGAUCCGGGAGUGCACUAUCGUGUACGCCACGCAUAUCCUGGAUAACCUCGCCGGCUGGCCCACGCACCUCGUCCACAUGCACCUGGGUGCCGUGCGCGAGUGGGGACCCGCCGAGCAGUUCCUAGGCCAGGCCACGAGCGCGAGCACGGGGAACAGUCGUCUUGGAGAGUUGGUGUUGGGGUGGUUGAGAUCGGAUUUGAAGGAGAGGGGGCCGAGGAAUCAGAAGAAGAUGGGGACGGAGGGGUUGACGUAUUCGCAGGGGGGUCUUGGCGGGUAUGGGCUUGAGAGUAGCGAGAAGAGGAAGUAGGUCGCUUGGAUGGAAGAUGAGUCUGUUAUGGCCUAUCCGGCUUGGUGGUCUAAAAGAAAUGGGUGGCUAGGGGUGGAUGCACUUAACUUGCAUGGCACGGCGUAUUUUCAACAUGGUGAUAGCAAACGGACUCAACGGGUAUUUGUGCUGAGACAGGGGCGUUUAGGGAUGGAUUGGAAUGAAGUCAA